This is a messenger RNA of Mugil cephalus (flathead mullet), 6291 nucleotides long. It is a transcript of the gene kiss1ra, whose product is annotated as KISS1 receptor a. The record is from RefSeq and is a predicted model, not a curated record. Gene Ontology annotation, molecular function: G protein-coupled peptide receptor activity. The coding region runs from base 692 to 1834 and encodes 380 amino acids. Lineage: Eukaryota; Metazoa; Chordata; Actinopteri; Mugiliformes; Mugilidae. The transcript is spliced from 5 exons. Gene Ontology annotation, cellular component: membrane. Gene Ontology annotation, biological process: neuropeptide signaling pathway.
CAUAAAUUCAGCUCCGCUCUGCCUGGAGGAUGAACACUGAACACUGAAGCUUGUUUUUUUUUUUUUUCUUCUUCUUCUUCUUCUUUUGUUUGUAUGUAAAGCAUUUUGUCAGGCAGUUGUGUCAAGGUUAUAGAAUAAGCACUGCCUCUGGUGCUUAUCUGCAUCUUCUUCAAAUCAAGCACUCUACGCGAACACCUGGACGACACUAUGGAGAAGCACCGCGGUGGGACUCAAUGAAGGAAAAGCAAGUACGGAGAAGAGGACUGUUUACCUGUGGGUAUUUGGUCCUUAUAGAAGACAUCUGUCUGCUUCUCAGCAUACACUCUGCUCCGUGUCAGCAAAUCACCCGGGCUCUCUCUGGGCUUGCCUAUCUCGCAAAUCAAAAGCGCUGCCUUCUUUAGAGCUCGGAGGGGGCAGUUUUUCAUUCAGUCUGCUCAAAAGAAAAGAAACAACCACUGCUCUCUUGUUCACCUCUGCUUUCUUUCACUCCUCCAUUUCUUUUCUUAAGCAGCUUUCCUUCUGAAAUCUUUCUCCUCACUCUUCCUUCCCCACAUUUUCCCCUCUUCCACUUUCAACUACCCAUCUUUCGCUCCUCUGCCCUAAGCCGAACACUGCGCGCACACACUACUGCACACUCUCUCCUCUAACUGCCAUCUCUUCCCCCUCACCCGUUACCACCGCCGUCGAAAAAAUGCACUCCUCCGAGGAGCCGUGGAACUCCAGCGAGCACGUCUGGGUCAACGGAUCCGAAGCCAACUUCUCUCUGGGACGGAGACGCGUGGACGAGGAGAAGGAGGAGGAAGAAGGAGGUCAGCAUCCCUUCCUCACAGACGCCUGGCUGGUCCCGCUCUUCUUCUCGCUCAUCAUGCUGGUCGGACUCGUGGGCAACUCUCUGGUCAUUUACGUCAUCUCCAAACACAGGCAGAUGAGGACGGCGACCAACUUCUACAUAGCAAACCUGGCAGCCACCGACAUCAUCUUCUUGGUGUGCUGCGUCCCAUUCACCGCCACCCUCUAUCCUCUCCCUGGAUGGAUCUUUGGCAACUUCAUGUGCAAAUUUGUUGCCUUCCUGCAGCAGGUGACAGUGCAAGCGACCUGCAUAACCCUGACUGCUAUGAGUGGGGACCGCUGUUACGUGACGGUCUACCCUCUGAAAUCUCUUCGCCACCGUACCCCGAAAGUAGCCAUGAUCGUCAGCGUCUGCAUCUGGAUUGGCUCCUUCAUCCUGUCCACGCCGAUUUUAAUGUACCAGCGCAUAGAGGAGGGCUACUGGUAUGGGCCAAGGCAAUACUGCAUGGAGAGGUUUCCCUCUAAGACGCAUGAGAGGGCGUUCAUCCUCUACCAGUUCAUUGCUGCCUACCUGCUGCCCGUGCUCACUAUUACUUUCUGCUACACUCUGAUGGUGAAGAGGGUCGGCCAGCCCACCGUGGAACCCGUAGACAACAAUUACCAGGUCAACCUCUUGUCCGAGAGAACAAUCAGCAUAAGGAGCAAAGUCUCCAAGAUGGUGGUCGUGAUCGUCCUCCUCUUCGCCGUCUGCUGGGGUCCCAUCCAGAUCUUCGUCCUUUUCCAGUCUUUCUAUCCCAACUACCAGCCCAACUACGCCACGUACAAGAUCAAGACGUGGGCCAACUGCAUGUCCUACGCCAACUCCUCCGUCAACCCCAUCGUUUAUGGCUUCAUGGGAGCCAGCUUUCAAAAGUCCUUCAGGAAAACCUUCCCCUUCCUGUUCAAGCACAAAGUCAGAGACAGCAGCAUGGCUUCAAGGACUGCCAACGCUGAGAUCAAGUUUGUUGCCGCGGAGGAAGGCAACAAUAAUAACGCCGUGAACUGAUUCUCACCAUUGACGUUAAGGAGGAAUGAGGCUGUUCGUAUAAUUCGUACAAUAAUGAUGAAUGCCUGUCUAAGCUUAUUGAGUAGAUGUCUGAAUAGAGCAAAUGGCUGGUUUCAAAGGGACAGAAUAUGUUUGGCUGGACUUUUUUAUUUAUGUUAAUGAAUUCAACUGAUUAACAAACUGAUGUGGGGGGGAACAGACACAUAAUACAGAUGAGUACAAACAGUGUUUGGCACAAUAUGUUACCUGUUCCACUGCCAAAGCCAGCCACUGUUGGGGCAUAACGUCAUCACUGAGCUGUCAAACACCACGGACCAAUGACAGAAGACAGAAGUCAUGCAUCUGAUGACGGAGGAGGAAAAUCUGGCCUGAAAGCUGCAGGCUGCAGGAGUCCUGAAAUGUUUUGCAUUUGGACUGAUGACGAUAAUAUGGAUAACACAUGAGGAUACCAGCAGUUUUCAGAAACGCCCGAACAAUGAACGUACAGUGUGAAUGAAUUCAAAGCUCAAAAUGUGCUUUUUUUUUAUGUGGUCGACAUUUGUUUCUUCGCUGUGGGAAAAGACCAUAAUUCAACUAGGGACAUUUUCUGUGUUUGUCAUUCAGAUUCAUUUUAAAGGAAUAGUUUGACAUUUUGGAAAGUUACUUUCUUUCUAUGGAGCAAAGCUUGGUUUAUAUUUGCACAACAAAUCUGCACCUAUGUUGCAGCCCGGAGGAGGACCUUUGCAAUUGUGAUAAUACACACAGUCACUGUAAUUACACCACCUGAACGCUAGGCGGUGGUGUGAUUCCUGUACCAGCAGAGCCAUAUAUUAGACAGAGUCUGGCCAACUAGGGAAUGGACCGUCUGAGCUAUUGAUGAUUGGUUCUGAGCGGGUCAUGUCUUUCCUGAGCACCAUGUUGGAUACAUCUAACCAAUAUUAACCCAUAGAGAAGUUGCAAUAACGGAGAACGAAAGUGGAUUAAAGGUUAAUGUUAAUGUGUACCUUGAUCUUAAAAACACCCAACACCUCUUUACAAAUGAAGUUUGAAGCUAACCAAGCCUCAUGCUAACCUUAUGCUAGCCCUAUGCUAGCUAGUUAUCUGGGCUUAGAAAAAUAGCAGCUACCAUCAUAUAUACUGUGAAACCCACAUGUGCAUGUAAUUUAUGUCCAUGUAGACAGACAUUGCCUCGGUUAGCCUGCUAAUGUCAUAAUGAUAAUACUAAAUAACAGUAAGACUAGUUUAAUUUUCUCUAUUUCUGAGUAUUCAUAAUUUUUCUGAGUAAUUUCAAGCUUUUAACGUUGAUGGAUGAACACGGAGUCUGAAGGGAAGGUAAACACAGCUCCAUGACUGAUGAGGCGAUUGGGCUACAAAUCAUUUUACAGGCUCAUUUAAGAUAUUUAAAGUAAGUAGACGCUUGGAUAUUUCAGUGACGACCUUUUACAUAUUGACAGACGCUGGCAGUAUCAUUUAUAAGCCUGUUAAUGGUGAAAAUAAGACAUUUAUUCCAACAUAGUACAUCCACCCGUGGGGUUUCACUGUAGAAUCUUCCCUCUGAUGUAUCUAACAUGAUUUGGCCUGACUCUCUCUAAUAUCUGUGUACCAGCAUGUUGAGUUUCAUUGUGUAAUUUAAGCAGUGCUGUACAGCCACUGAACCAACUUGAAAGGGUGUAUUUUGGGGAGAAACAUAGACAGCGGUUGUAGUCUACCUCACUGCGAUGCAUGCCAACAUUUCCUGGGUCACGCACAUCUGGCUAUGGUGGAGAGCACAGUUACGCAAACAAAACGGUCUCAAGUCUGAACGCUGAAGAUAGGACAUCGAAUAGGAGAUAUGGGCAGGUUUGCUCCCUGUAAAGUUAAAAAUGACAAUUCUUAUGCUCAAUAGUUAUCCCAUAUCUUGUUGUUAAAUGAUGCCUCAUGAGAUUCACUGGACCGUCGUCAUUACACCAGAUUUAUAAAGGCUAUUUACAGUUUCUUCGCAGUCUUUAAUCACAAAACCAUCCGGAGAAAAUUCAAGAUAGAAGCAAAUUUAUUGUAUGUAUUGUGAGGAUGUGUCAAGGUAAUAUUUACCUCCAGUAAUAUAUUGGAUUACUGAAUAGUGUGAAACAGGAUGUUUUUGUUUUUUGCCAAAAAAAAAAAAAUGUUAAGCAUCUGUCAACCCAUGAGCUCAUGGUGACACAUUGCACAGUGAGUUGAAAGUUGAACAAAAAGGCAGCACCCAGCUGAAUGCAAGAUUGAUGCCAAAUGUGAUGAGUGUCAACUGGCCAAAGCCGAGGUUAAGACCAGUGAAGCAUCAAUAGUGUUUACCUUUCUCUUGUGUCCCAUGUACAAACAUUCACAGCUUUUCACAUGCACUCUCAACCAGUACGACCAGGUGUUGUUUACUCAAAUCAGUUGUCACAUCUUCUCCGAGAAACAGUCUUGUGCGAGCCUGUCGGGCGGACUACGUUUCCAAAUGGUGGCGGUGACCCGUGUGGCCUGUGCUCUGCGGCGAGAGAGCCUUUUUUAAUGUGGAACAUGUUCAGGGAGCAGCUGUCUGGCAACAGAAAUGCAAUCUAUCAUUGUUAAUAAGUCUACAAAGCAUCUGUCAGCUCUCUGCUGUCUGGAUGCAGCGCCUUUCAGCCCCCCCAUCCCACACAGCAACAUUCAAAAUCAGCACUCCCAAUUACAAUCUAUAGAGAGGCUGCUGAUCCAAUUUUCAUUUCAAGUGUAGAUGUUGUAGGACUUUCUGUUACCAGGGCUACAUUUAAACGACAACAAAGUGUCUUGAAAGGAAAACCUAAGUGCUUCUGGCUGCCAUAAUUAGUCAUAAAAAAAGAAAAGGGACAAAGAUUAGGACAAAUCAAUGGUUACAUUAAGCAUCUUAAUGUAAUGGACCAAGUCCAUUAGUAGAUACUUAUUAUGCGUAGACUUGAAUACAGUUGGACGUACGUUCUAUACAUUUAGCUGAAAAAAGCACUUGACUUUCCCAUUUAUUAAAAUAAUUUGAGCUGCUCCAUUUUCAGCAGGAAUCAUCUUAAUGCUGUAAAAAGACGACCAACAGACACUCAUGUGUCAUCAGCAAAAUUCAGAGUCAUGAAUAAAUGACGUGAAGUGCAUUGUAAAGCCAUUUAUUAUAACAGAGUUCUCCUUAAAAAAAAAAAAACAUCUUAAGAUAAUUAAACGCUAAUGGAUGCUUAUUGCUUUUUAAUAUAUGCUAAUUGUGGAUUUUUUUCAUCUUCUCUGAAGCAAUGUGCGUUACUGUGCAAACGUUUAAAGCACUAAUGGGGUUCACAUAAAAAAAAAAUAAAUAAAAAAAUGAAAAGUGAAAAUGGCAAACGGCUCGACUGCCGUGGUGAUAACAUUAUAAUUUCUCAGGGUUAUGUACCAUCGCAUCUGCUAGCGAGUUCAUGUCACAUGUUUUCAACAGAGAUUUUUGGAAGAAUCACUUUAAAUGUAAAUGAUCAUCUGAUUGGUGCCAACCGUGCUUUAUGCUUCAAACACUGUAGAAAAAUGUACGGUAGCCAUGUAGAGUCUGCACAAUUUCAUCUCAGCUGGGUUAAUGCUUGACCUUUGCACUGGAGUCAUCCUGGGCCAAUGUUUUUCUUCAUUGCUGCUCAUUAAACCAAACCAAACCAAACAAUGGUCUCGUCUCCUUAGUGGUUGGUUUCUUACUGAGUAAAUUAUUACCAAGUAAAUAAAAUAUGUUUUUCUGCUGUAGAGAUGGGAGGCCAAUCAUAUUAAUAGUGUGCUGGCUCACUGAUCUGCUGACUGUGGUCAUGGCACUAUUAAAGGAGAACUUUAAGGGUAAAAUAUUAUACUAAUAGUGUAAGAGAAGCGAUUUUGUUUAAGAAGAAGGCAACACUAAAAUACACGAAAGACAUAAAGCAAAAAAGCUGGAAAUUUCCCUGUCAGUUCAGCUGCAUUUGACCUUCGGGUGUCGCGUGCAGUUGGACUAUAAAGGAAAGGUUUAUCUACAAAGGUCAGGGAUCGACGCGAAAAUCACAGAAAGACAAAUGUGUGCGUGUGUGUAUUUUGUUUUUUUGUUAAGCGUGGCAUAAGAACAAAAAGAACAAGCUCCAGAAAUGCAACAAUAACGGUGAGUCACCUUUCCCGAAACAGCAGAUCUGCCCACGCUGUGCGCUCUUGUGAUGAUCUUGAGUAGGAAUAAUGGAUCUAAAACAGUAGCACCGACAAACACUAGAGCAGCACAGGCAGCUUUUAGAUCAUCCAGUGACAGUUGGGGUUAAAUAAAAGCCGGAGGAAACGGCGAGCAGUCAGAGCGUGGGCGGCCUGAUUCGCUGGAAAGGUCUGAACCAGUAACACAGAGGUCACAGGAUAAUCACAUCUUGAAUAGUCUCCUUUGUGACACAUCUAUUAUGUCCUUACCCUGUGUAAACGUCUAUGUUUAAUAAUGACUUAUGCACAUCUGAGGUCAUUUUUUUUUUUUUUUAGCUCAAGGUUCAACAUUGUUAAACCCUUUACACUGCAUACACCAA